GCUCCAGUGAAGGGUUCCUUCUGCCAUGUCUCUGACACCCGACGUGCUUUGGGCCCAGCGCCCUGAUGGGGUGUACCUCACCAUCGACCUCAACGAGGCUCAGGACAUCAAGGUUAGCCUAGAUGCAGAGAAGCUGACGUUCUCCGGCAAGGCCCACGGGAACUGCUACGAGUUCGACAUGGAUUUUUUUGCGCCGAUCGUCAAGGAGGAGUCCAAGUGGAGUACCAAGAGACUAAUCGAGUUCUACCUGAAGAAGGAGAAGGAGGGCACUUGGACGAACCUCAGCAAGAAGAAGUUGCCCUGGGUGAAGGUGGAUUGGAAGAGAUGGCAAGACUCGGACGACGAGGCGGAGGAGGGAAAGAAAGAUGCAUGGAAUUUGGACGGUCUAGGCGACAUGAACUUCGGGGACACCGGGGAGUUCGACUCCGACGACGAGGAGCUACCGGCGCUGGAGCCUGAGGAUGCAGGCGCUGCUCCAGAACAGAAGGGCGCCAGCGGGGGCGACGCACCCAAGGAGAAGGCAGAGACCGACACGCUGGACUGAGACGUUCGCGACGAUGUUGCGGCGACGUUUCGGCUCGAGCUAUGGCACCAAAGAAGGUAUUGCUGUGGA
Effrenium voratum is the source of this 613-nucleotide messenger RNA. The record is from the annotation of a GenBank genome assembly. NCBI's taxonomy places the organism in Eukaryota, Dinophyceae, Suessiales, Symbiodiniaceae.